Molecule: messenger RNA, 670 nt
Organism: Brassica oleracea var. oleracea
Lineage: Eukaryota; Viridiplantae; Streptophyta; Magnoliopsida; Brassicales; Brassicaceae
Product: proline-rich protein 1-like
Exons: 2
Coding region: 33-530 (165 amino acids)
Source: RefSeq, a predicted model, not a curated record
UCCAACAUAUAAUUAAAGCAAGCAAAAAUAAAAUGGCUUUCUCACGCCUUUCAUUUGCUGCUUCUCUCGUUCUCUUCUCAUCUCUAAUCAUAUCCUCAGUUGCUUAUUACGGUGACGAGGCAAACCCCGAGAACGGAAAAUUAAUUCCGGUCGCCGUUGAAGGUGUCAUCAUGUGCAAGUCCGGUGAUAAAUCUUACCCAAUUCAAGGUGCGACGGCAAGAGUUACAUGUGUGAAGACAGACGUAUAUGGGGAAGAGAUAGUUCCAGUCUCAAUGAUGAGCAGCAAAACUGAUGCUAAAGGUUACUUCUUUGCCACUUUAUUUCCUUCGCAGCUUCGUGAAGGAAGGAUGGUGACCAAGUGCAAAAUUUUCCUUCACAAAUCUCCAAUCGCUGGUUGCAAUUUCCCGACCGAUGUGAACAAAGGUGUGAAAGGACAGUCACUAAGCAAGUACCGUAUUCUUGAAGACAAGAGUUUCAAGCUUUACUGGGCUGGUCCUUUCUUCUUCACCUCUGAACCUACAUACUACUAAAUUGAUGAACAUGAUGUUUUCAGAAUCUUUUGUUUUCUUUGUUUUUAAUUGAUUUAUCAUUUUGUGAAAUACAUUCAUUUAUCUCUGUGCAAGUUAUAAUGUUUUACAGACUAUCUACAUUAUUACAUUUGUAUGUUCAU